UUGGAGAGGGACACACAAGUGACGCCGUCGCGGGUUGGUCGCAUCUGGUCAGUAGACGCAGAACAGAGACCCCUGAUUCCGCCACCCCUGGUGAACCCCACAGAGUCCUGUCCUAACAAUCCGCCUGCACAAGAUCCCCGAGGCGCUGCGGACAGCACCAGCAUGUCGAACGAGCCCGGCGCGCCCGGGGCCUCGCCCAGGGUCCCGCGUCCGGGGACGCAGAAGGCGUCCGGGUCAGUGACUAAAAAGGGAGAGCGCGCGGCCAAGGAGAAGCCGGUGUCCGCGCUGCCGCCUGUAGGCGAGGAGGAGCCGAAAAACCCCGAGGAGUACCAGUGCACCGGGGUCCUGGAGAACGACUUCGCCGAGCUCUGCACGCGCUCGGGCUACACGGACUUCCCCAAGGUUGUCACCAGGCCCCGCCCCCACCCGACCUUCGUACCGUCCGCCUCCAUGUCCGAAAAACCCGCCAUAGACGACCAGCGGUUGUCGGGGUCCUGCAGCCUCAACAGCCUGGAGAGCAAAUACGUGUUCUUCCGGCCCACCAUCCAGGUGGAGCUGGAGCCGGAGGACAACAAGUCAGUGAAGGAAAUCUACAUCCGCGGUUGGAAGGUCGAGGAUCGGAUCCUGGGCAUCUUCUCUAAAUGUCUGCCCUCCCUUAGCCAGCUACAGGCCAUCAACUUGUGGAAAGUGGGGCUGACCGAUAGCACCCUGACCACCUUCAUCACCCUCCUGCCUCUCUGCUCACCCACACUCAGGAAGGUGUCUCUGGAGGGGAACCCACUGGAGCAGCAGUCCUACCACAAGCUCAUGGCGUUAGACAGCACGAUAGCACACUUGUCCCUGCGGAACAACAACAUCGACGACUAUGGUGCGCAGCUCAUGGGCCAGGCGCUGUCCACACUGCACAGCUGCAACCGGACCCUCGUCUCUCUCAAUCUGGGCUUCAACCACAUCGGGGACCGGGGCGCGGGCUACAUCGCCGAUGGCCUGCGACUGAACCGCUCCCUGCUCUGGCUGUCCCUGGCCCACAACCGUAUCCAGGACAAGGGUGCCCUGAAGCUGGCCGAGGUCCUGGGCCCCUUCGAGCUGACACACACCGAGGUGGUGGAGCGCCGGCGGCUCCUGCUGGAGAAGGGGACGCAGGGUCGACUGCGGUCGCCGUCCUCCUCUAGGCAUGCGGACUCAAAACUUGACCGUGAGAGGAGCCAGAUGAUGGGGUUCAGCAGUAUCACACUUGACAAGGUGGACAAGUUGCAGACAAUAAAAGCUCCUAAGGGCCUGGCCAAGAAAAAGGACAAACCAGGGGAUGUGGUCAAGAAAGAGGAGAAGUCAGGGUCUGGGCAGUCUCCUACACAGGCAACCCCUAAAAAAGAAGAUGCCGCAAAGAUAAGCAAAGGGAAGGUGACUAUCACUGAGCAGAAGCCAACCAAGGGAAAAGGGACCAAGAGCGGGAGCAAAGAGAAGCGCAGCAUUCUCCUGGAGUCUGAGCUGGUUGCUGAGGCUACCGAGGUGGUCAACCCUCUCCUGGAGCCUGUGGAGCACCGAGAUGGGAAGGUUUUCAUGCCAGGAAACAAGGUCCUUUUGCACCUCAACCUCAUCCGGAAUCGCAUCACUGAGGUGGGGCUGGAGGGCUUCCUGGCUGCAGUACAGUAUCAGGCGCAGUUCUCCAAGGCUAAGAGUGUGUCCAAGGGCCCCGUGGGGCUGUUGUGGCUGUCUCUGGCGAAAAACUGCUUCUCCCCGCAAUGUCCCACGUACGCCACCAUCCAGGAGCUGAUGCUGCCAAGGGACCCCAUCAAGGCCAAGCUCAGGGAGGAGGAGGCCACACCUUUCCCCACGUAGACCCCUGCCACCUGCUUCCCUGAGACUCUGGGCCACAGAAGAACUUCCUGUCCCUGUGGGAGGUCA
Messenger RNA from Otolemur garnettii (small-eared galago), 1905 nucleotides. RefSeq names its product leucine rich repeat containing 71 (gene LRRC71). The coding region runs from base 163 to 1839 and encodes 558 amino acids. The record is from RefSeq and is a predicted model, not a curated record. NCBI's taxonomy places the organism in Eukaryota, Metazoa, Chordata, Mammalia, Primates, Galagidae. The transcript is spliced from 15 exons. Gene Ontology annotation, molecular function: protein binding.